GCUACAUCUCAUCAAGGAAGCGACAAUCCUGCCAGUAUAAAUACGGUGUCAGACCGCCUUCUUUUUUUCAUUAUAACAAACCAACACUUCCAGCUUCUACAGCACUCUCAUUCAAAACACCUCUCCCCCACACGUCCAUCCCCUCUUACCUACUCACCCUCACCCACCCACCUUACCGAAAAUGAAGUUCAUCCAAUUUAUCCCCGCUGCCUUGGCCCUCUCCUUCUUCUGCGCCUCCACUCAGGCUCUCCCUACUAUCCAGCACCAGGAAAAGGCUGUUGACAUCCUCAAGCGAGGCAACAGCAACGCUGUCGAUGCGGUCAUCAAGGUCUUUGUCGAUGCCGAAGCCAAGAUCCUGGCCAAGGCCUGCGUCGACCUCGAGGUUGCCGUCUGCGCCGAUCUCAUUGUCAAGGUCAACGCCAAUGCCAACGUCCUCGGCGGUCUCGUCAAGGUCAACGCCAACGUCAAGGAUCUCGAGGUCCGCGCCAAGGCUGCCGCCGAUGCUGAGAUCAAGGCCAUGAUCAAGGCCGAUGCCAAGGCACUUGUGCUUGCCAAUAUUGAUGCCCAUGUCCGCGCUGUCGUUGAUAAGAUCUGCCCCGUUUGCGACCACGUCUGCCUGAACAAGAACGCCCGCACUAUUGUCGCCAAGGUUGAUGCUCUGAUCAAGGUCGAUGUCGCUAAGUUGGCUGUCAAGGUCAAGGCCGACGCCGCAGUCCAUGCCAAGGUCCGCGUCAGCGCUUUCAUCAAGGACCUGUCUCUCCGCCUUGGUGUUGCUAAUGCUGACAUCCAUGCCAUCGUCCGCAUCCGCUCCGAUAUCGAUAUCCACGUCAAGGCUUUUAUCGAGCUCUGCGCCAAGCUCUUCGUCAAGGCCGGGUUGGUCGCCAAGGUCGCUGCUCUGUAAAGAGUUGGCAACGCUUUCUUGGACAGACUACAACACGCGUCCUCGACGACAGUUGGUGCUUUACGCAAUAUCGCGGCCUGUAGUUGUAGCCGCCGUUCAAUGCAAGAUACUUAAUGAUAUAGAAAACUAAUAAACCGUAGAUCUGCCC
Messenger RNA from Gamsiella multidivaricata, 1049 nucleotides. RefSeq lists its product as uncharacterized. The transcript has a single exon. The record is from RefSeq and is a predicted model, not a curated record. NCBI's taxonomy places the organism in Eukaryota, Fungi, Mortierellomycota, Mortierellomycetes, Mortierellales, Mortierellaceae. The coding region runs from base 182 to 901 and encodes 239 amino acids.